Messenger RNA from Priceomyces carsonii, 807 nucleotides. It is a transcript of the gene CYC3, whose product is annotated as holocytochrome c synthase. Gene Ontology annotation, molecular function: holocytochrome-c synthase activity. The record is from RefSeq and is a predicted model, not a curated record. Gene Ontology annotation, biological process: cytochrome c-heme linkage. The transcript has a single exon. Bases 1 to 807 code for a protein of 268 amino acids. Gene Ontology annotation, cellular component: mitochondrion. Lineage: Eukaryota; Fungi; Ascomycota; Pichiomycetes; Serinales; Debaryomycetaceae.
AUGGGUUGGUUUUGGGCUGAGAAAGAUUUUCAAGGUGCUUCAAGGUGUCCUAUCGUCCACUCUAGUGCUGAAGUACCCGCUGAGUGCCCUGUGGGUUACUCAAAGCCAUUAUUAGGGAAUGAUUUACUGGGUAGCAAAUGUCCUGUGAAAGGAGAUGAGGUGUUAAAUCCUUUGAAUAACAUGCCUAUGGCUAUUUCAUCAGAAAAAGCACCUGGUCAGAGAGUAGUUCUUUCGACUGAGAGAACAAUAUCAUCUAUUCCUCGUGGGGAACUGGAAGAUCAAGGGUUGUGGGAAUACCCAUCGCCACAACAAAUGUAUAAUGCGAUGAUAAGAAAAGGUAAAGGCGAAGGAGUGCCUGAGGAUGCUGUGGAGUCGAUGGUUGAUGUACAUAACUUCUUGAAUGAAGGAGCAUGGUUACAAAUCUUGGAGUGGGAGAAUAACUAUACGAGAGAGUCAAAAGUUGAGCCAAGGCUUUUAAGAUUCACUGGGCGUCCUCAUGAUUUGUCACCUAGAGCACAGAUGUAUUUAUGGUUAGGCAAUCUAUUUCCUGAGACAUUUAAUACUCAACCACCUUUUGAUAGACAUGAUUGGACUGUAUUGAGAUCAUUAGGUAGAAACAAAGGAUGGAAACAAGUAAGAUACGUAAUUGAUUAUUAUAGUGCCCCCGAUGAUGAGGAUACGGGAAUGCCGGCUUUCAUGCUUGAUACUAGGCCAGCAUUAGACUCGAUUGAAAAUGCUUAUGACAGGUUUCAUCAUUGGUCUCACCCAUUAUGGAAAAGAGCGAUGGGAGAGUUUGAUAAGAUAUGA